Messenger RNA from Acanthosepion pharaonis, 7035 nucleotides. Lineage: Eukaryota; Metazoa; Mollusca; Cephalopoda; Sepiida; Sepiidae. The record is from the annotation of a GenBank genome assembly.
AUGUCUUUCUUUCUUUUAUCAACCUUUUUUCUUCUUUCCUUCUUUUUUCUUUCUUUAUGUUUUUUCUUCUUUUUUUUCUUUCUUUAUUUUUUUCUUCUUUUUUCUUCUUCAUCUUUUUUCUUCUUUUUUUCUUUCUUUAUGUCUUUCUUUUUAGUUUUUUCUUCUUUUUUCUUCUUCAUCUUUUUUCUUCUUUUUUUCUUUCUUUAUGCCUUUCUUUUUAGUUUUUUCCUUCUUUUUUUCUUUCUUUAUGUUUUUUCUUCUUUUGUCUUUCUUUAUGUCUUUCUUUUUUUUUUUUUUCUUUUUUUUCUUUUUCUUUCUUUCAUUUUUUUAGUAAUUUUUUCUUUUUUCUUUUUUUUCUUCUUUUUCUUUCUUUCUUUCUUUCUUUUAAUUUUUUUCUUUUAUCUUCUUCUUUCUUUUUUUCUUCUUUUUUUUCUUUCUUUUUUUUUUUUAUUUUUAUUUUUUUUUUUUUUUAUUUUUUUCUUUUUUUUUCUUUAUUUUUCUUUCUUUUUUUUUUCUUUUUUUCUUUUCUUUCUUUUUUUUUUUUCUUUAUUUUUCUUUUUUUCUUUUUUUUUUUUCUUUCUUUCUUUUUUUUCUUUCUUUUUUUUAUUUUUUUUCUUUUCUUUUUUUCUUUUCUUUUUUUCUUUCUUUCUUUUAUGCCUUUCUUUUUUUUUUUCCUUCUUUUUUUCUUUCUUUAUGUUUUUUCUUCUUUUUUCUUUCUUUAUGUCUUUCUUUUUAGUUUUUCUUCAUUUUUCUUCUUCAUCUUUUUUUCUUUUUUUCUUUCUUUCUUUUUUCUUUUUUUUUUUCCUUUCUUUUUCUUUCUUUCUUUCUUUUUUUUUUUCUUCUUUUUUCUUUCUUUAUUUCUUUCUUUUUUCUUUUUUUUUUUUUUCUUUUUCUUCUUUAUCUUUUUCUUUCUUUUUUCUUUCUUUUUUUUUUUUCUUCUUUUUUCUUCUUCAUCUUUUUUCUUCUUUUUUCUUUCUUUAUGCCUUUCUUUUUAGUUUUUUCCUACUUUUUUUCUUUCUUUAUGUUUUUUCUUUUUUUUCUUUCUUUAUGUCUUUCUUUUUAGUUUUUUCUUCUUUUUUCUUCUUCAUCUUUUUUUCUUUUUUUCUUUAUUUUCUUUUUCUUUUUUCUUUCUUUUCUUUUUUUUUUUUUUUGUCUUUCUUUCUUUUUUCUUUUUUCUUUUUUCUUCAUUUUUCUUUUUUUUCUUCUUUUUUCUUUCUUUAUGUCUUUCUUUUUAGUUUUUUCCUUCUUUUUUUCUUUCUUUAUGUCUUUCUUUUUAGUUUUUUCUUCUUUAUGUUUUUCUUUUUUUUCUUUCUUUAUGUCUUUCUUUUUAGUUUUUUCUUCAUUUUCUUCUUUAUCUUUCUUCUUUUUUCCUUCUUUAUGUCUUUCUUUUUAGUUUUUUCCUUCUUUUUUCUUUCUUUUCUUUUUCUUUCUUUCUUUUUUUUUUUUAUUUUUUUCCUUUUUUUUUUUUUCUUUAUGUUUCUUUUUUUUUUCUUUCUUUAUGUUUUCUUUUUUUUUUUCUUUAUUUUUUUUUUCUUUUUUUCUUUCUUUUCUUUCUUUCUUUUUUCUUUUUUUAGUUUUUUCUUUUUUUCUUCAUCUUUUUUCUUCUUUUUUUCUUUCUUUAUGUCUUUCUUUUUAUUUUUUCCUUCUUUUUUCUUUCUUUCUUUUUUUUUUCUUUUCUUCAUUUCUUUCUUUUCUUUUUCUUCUUUUUUCUUUUUUCUUUUUAUUUUUUCUUUUUUUUCUUUUUUCUUUCUUUUUUUCUUUCUUUUUAUUUUUUCUUCUUUUUUCUUUCUUUAUUUUUUCUUUUUUUCUUUCUUUCUUUCUUUCUUUUUUCAGUUUUCCUUCUUUUUUUUUUUUCUUUUUUUUUUUUUCUUUAUGUCUUUCUUUUUUUUUUUUUCUUUUUUCUUUCUUUAUGUUUUUUCUUCUUUUCUUUCUUUAUGUCUUUCUUUUUUUUUUUUUUUCUUCAUUUUCAUUCUGUAUCUUUUUUCUUCUUUUUUCUUUCUUUAUGUCUUUCUUUUUGUUUUUCUUCUUUUUUUCUUUCUUUAUUUUUUCCUUCUUUUUUCUCUUUUUUCUUUCUUUUUUUCUUUCUUUCUUUCCUUUUCUUUAUUUUUUUUCUUUUUUUUUUUUUUUCUUUUUUCUUUCUUUUCUUUAGUUUUUUUUGGUUUUUUGUCUUUUUUUCUUUCUUUUUUUUUUUUUCUUUCUUUAUGUCUUUCUUUUUGUUUUUUUCCUUUUUUUUUUUUUUCUUUUUUUCUUUCUUUUUUCUUUCUUUAUUUUUUUCUUUUUUUUUUUUUUUUUCUUUCUUUUUUUUUCUUUUUUUUUUUUCUUUUUUUUUCUUUCUUUUCUUUCUUUUUUUUCUUUCCUUCUUUUUUUUCUUUUUUAUCUUUUUCUUUCUUUUUUCUUUCUUUCUUUUGUUUUUCUUUUUUAUUUUUUUUCUUUUUCUUUUCUUCUUUCUUUCUUUUGUCUUUCUUUUUUCUUUUUUUUUUUUUUUUCUUUUUUUAUUUCUUUCUUUUUUAUUUUUUUUUUUCUUUCUUUCUUUUUUCUUUCUUUUUUUUUUUUUUAGUUUUCCUCUUCUUUUCUUCUUUUUUUUUCUUCUUUUUUCUGUUUUUCUUUCUUUUUUCUUUCUUUCUUUUUUUUUUUUUUUUUUUUUUCUUUAUUUUUUUCUUUUUUUUUUUCUUUCUUUUUUCUUUCUUUUUUCUUCUCUUCUUUCUUUCUUUUUUCUUUCUUUAUUCUUUUUUCUUUUUUUUUUUUUUUCUUUCUUUUCUUUUUUUCUUUUAUGUCUUUCUUUUUUUUCUUUUCUCUUUUUUUUUCUUUCUUUUUCUUCUUUCUUUCUUUCUUCUUUCUUUUUUUCUUUUCUUUUUUUCUUUCUUUAUUUUUUUUUUUUUCUUUCUUUAUGUCUUUCUUUUUAGUUUUUUCUUCUUUUUUCUUCUUCAUCUUUUUUCUUCUUUUUUUCUUUCUUUAUUUCUUUUAGUUUUUUUUUUUUUUUUUUUCUUUUUUUCUUUUUUUGUCUUUCUUUAUGUCUUUCUUUUUUGUUUUUUCUUCAUUUUCUUUCUUUAUCUUUUUUCUUUUUUUUUCUUUCUUUCUUUUUUUUCUUUUUCCUUCUUUUUCUUUCUUUUUUUUUUUAGUUUUCCUUCUUUUUCUUUCUUUAUUUUCUUUUUUCUUUUUUUUUUUUUUUUUUUCUUUUUUCUUUUCUUUUAUUUUUCUUCUUUUUUCUUUCUUUCUUUCUUUUCUUUAUUUCUUUUUUUUUUUUUCUUUUUUUCUUUCUUUAUGUUUUUUCUUCUUUUUUCUUUCUUUAUGUCUUUCUUUUUAUUUCUUUCUUUCUUUCUUUUUCUUUUUCUUUCUUUUUGUUUUCUUUCUUUUUUUUUUCUUCUUUUUUUUUUUUUCUUUUUUUUUUUUCUUUUUUCAUUCUUUUUGUUUUUCUUUCUUUCUUUCUUUUUAGUUUCUUUUCUUUUUCUUUCUUUUCUUUAUAGUUUUUUUAUUGUCUUUCUUUCUUUUUUCUUCCUUUCAUUUGUUUCUUUUUUUCUUUCUUUUUCUUUUUUUCUUUCUUUCUUUUUAUUUUUUUCUUUUUUUUCUUUCUUUCUUUCGAACGAGGUUUUCUUUUUCUUUCUUUUUAUUUUUCUUUCUUAUUUUCUUUCUUUUUUUUUCUUUCUUUCUUUCUUUCUUUUCUUUUUUUCUUUCUUUCUCUAUUAUUUCUUCUCUUUCUUUCUUUUGUUUCUUCUUUUUUUGUUUUUCUUUUUUUUCUUUUUUUUUUUAUUUCUUUCUUUCUUUGUAUUUUUUUCUUUUUUUUUUUCUUUCUUUCUUUCUUUUUUUCUUUCUUUCUUUCUUUCUUUCCUUUGUGUUUUUUUCUUUUCUUCUUUCUUUUCUUUUUUUCGUUCUUUCUUCUUUCUCUUUCUUUCUUUUUGUCUUUCUUUUUCUUUUCUUUCUUUCUUCAGUUCUUUCUUUCUUUCGUGUCUUUUUUUGUAUCUUUCUUUUCUUUUUUCUUUCUUUCUUUCUUUCUUUCUUUUCUUUUUUCUUUCUUUCUUUGUGUCUUUCUUUCUUUGUAUCUUUCUUUCUUCGUGUCUUUCUUGUUUGUGUCUUUCUUUCUUCGUGUCUUUUUCUUUCUUUCUUUCUUUCUUUUUCUCUUUCUUUCUUUCUUUUUUCUUCUUUUUUCUUUUUCUUUUUCUUUCUUUCUUUCUUUGUUACUUUCUUUCUUUUUUUUUUCUUUCUUUUGACGUCUUUCUUUCUUUCGUUCUUUCUUUCUUCAUGUCUUUCUUUCUUUCUUUCUUUCUUUUCUUUCUUUUUUUUCUUUUCUUUCUUUCUUUUUGUUUCUUUCUUUUCUUUCUUUCUUCCUCGUUCUUUCUUUUUCUCUUUUUCUUUUCUUUUUUUCUUUCUUUCUUUCUUUCUUUUCCUUUCUUUUUUUCUUUUUUUUUUUUCCUCUUUCUUUCUUUUUUUGUCUUUCUUUCUUUUUCUUUUUCUUUCUUUUUUGUCUUUUUUUCUUUAAAAUGUCUUUCUUUUUGUGUCUUUCUUUCUUUGUGUCUUUCUUUCUUUUUUUCUUUCUUUCCUUCUUUCUUUUUUUUUGUGUCUUUCUUUUUUCUUUCUUUUCUUUCUUUCUUUGUUUUCUUUCUUUCUUUCUUUUUUUGUCUUUCUCUUCGUGUCUUUUUUGUAUCUUUUCUUUUCUUUCUUUGUCUCUUUCUUCAUGUAUUUCUUUCUUUCUUUUUUAUCUUUCUUUUUUCUUUUUUUAGUCUUUUUCUUUCUUUCUGUCUUUCUUUCUUUUUUCUUUCUUUUGUUUUUCUUUCUUUCUUUCUUUUUUCUUUUCUUUCUUUCUUUUUUCUUUCUUUCUUUGUGUCUUUCUUUAUUGUGUCUUUCUUUCCUUGUCUUUCUUUUUUAUUUUUUCUUUCUUUCUUUCUUUCUUUCUUUCUUUCUUUCUUCUCUUCUUUCUUUCUUUCUUUUUUCUUCUUUCUUUUUUCUUUGGUUUUCUUUCUUUCUGUUCUUUUUUUUGUAUCUUUCUUUUUUUCUUUUCUUUCUUUUUUCUUCAACUUUUCUUUGUCUUUCUUUUCCUGUGUCUUUUUCUUUCUUUUUGUUUCUUUUUUUCUUUCUUAUGUUUUCUUUUCUUCUUUUCUUUCUUUCUUUUUUUCUUUCUUUCUUUCUUUCUUUCUUUUUGUCUUUCUUUUUGAUCAAAUUUCUUUCUUUUUUCUUUCUUUCUUUCUUUGUUCUUUCUUUCUUUUUUUUGUCUUUCUUUCUUUGUGUCUUUCUUUCUUUUUUUUUUUUAUCUUUCUUUCUUUCUUUCUUUCUUUGUGUCUUUCUUUUUGUUCUUUCUUUCUUUCUUUCUUUUCUUUCUUUCUUUCUUUCUUUCUUUUUUUAUCUUUCUUUUUAUGUCUUUCUUUCUUUUGUUUCUUUCUUUUUCCUCGUGUCUUUCUUUUUUGUAUCUUUCUUUCUUCGUGUCUUUCUUUCUUUGUGUCUUUCUUUCUUUGUGUCUUUCUUUCCUCGUGUCUUUCUUUUUUGUAUCUUUCUUUCUUCGUGUCUUUCUUUCUUCAUGUCUUUCUUUCUUUGUGUCUUUCUUUCUUUGUGUCUUUCUUUCUUCGUGUCUUUCUUUUUUGUAUCUUUCUUUCUUCGUGUCUUUCUUUCUUUGUGUCUUUCUUUGUCUCUUUUUUUCUUUGUCUCUUUCUUUUUCGUGUCUUUCUUUCUUCAUGUCUUUCUUUCUUCGUGUCUUUCUAUCUUUGGUUAAUUAAUAUUCCCCUUACUCGAUGGAAAGUACACGUUUCCUUUCCUUAUAAAUAUUCUUCUUCUUCUUCUUCUUCUUCUUCUUCUUCUUCUUCUUCUUCUUCUAUCUGUUGUAUCCCUUCAGGACAAGCUCUCUCUCUCUCUCUGUCUUCCGACAAAAUCAAGAAGCUCUCUCCGACAAAAUCAAGAAGCUCUCUCUCUCUCUCUGUCUUCCGACAAAAUCAAGAAGCUCUCUCUCUCUCUCUCUCACUCUCUCUCUCUCUCUGUCUUCCGGCAAAAUCAAAGCUCUCUCCGACAAAAUCAAGAAGCUCUCUCUCUCUCUCUCUCUCUCUCUCUGACAAAAUCAAGAAGCUCUCUCCGACAAAAUCAAGAAGCUCUCUCUCUCUGUCUUCCGACAAAAUCAAGAAGCUCUCUCUCUCUCUCUUCUUCCGACAAAAUCAAGAAGCUCUCUCCGACAAAAUCAAGAAGCUCUCUCUCUCUGUCUUCCGACAAAAUCAAGAAGCUCUCUCUCUCUCUCUCUCUCUCUCUCUCUCUCUCUCUGUCUUCCGGCAAAAUCAAGAAGCUCUCUCCGACAAAAAUCAAGAAGCUCUCUCUCUCUCUCUCUCUCACUCUCUCUCUCUGUCUUCCGACAAAAUCAAGAAGCUCUCCCGACAAAAUCAAGAAGCUCUCUCUCUCUGUCUUCCGACAAAAUCAAGAAGCUCUCUCUCUCUCUCUCUGUCUUCCGACAAAAUCAAGAAGCUCUCCGACAAAAAAUCAAGAAGCUCUCUCUCUCUCUGUCUUCCGACAAAAUCAAGAAGCUCUCUCUCUCUCUCUCUCUCUCUCUCUCUCUCUCUCUGUCUUCCGGCAAAAUCAAGAAGCUCUCUCCGACAAAAUCAAGAAGCUCUCUCUCUCUCUCUCUCUCUCUCUCUCUCUGUCUUCCGACAAAAUCAAGAAGCUCUCUCCGACAAAAUCAAGAAGCUCUCACUCUCUCUGUCUUCCGACAAAAUCAAGAAGCUCUCUCUCUCUCUGUCUUCUUCCGACAAAAUCAAGAAGCUCUCUCCGACAAAAUCAAGAAGCUCUCUCUCUCUCUCUGUCUUCCGACAAAAUCAAGAAGCUCUCUCUCUCUCUCUGUCUUCCGACAAAAUCAAGAAGCUCUCUCUCUCUCUCUCUCACUCUCUCUCUCUCUGUCUUCCGGCAAAAUCAAGAAGCUCUCUCCGACAAAAUCAAGAAGCUCUCUCUCUCUCUCUCUCUGUGUCUUCCGACAAAAUCAAGAAGCUCUCUCCGACAAAAUCAAGAAGCUCUCUCUCUCUCUCUGUCUUCCGACAAAAUCAAGAAGCUCUCUCUCUCUCUCUCUCUCUCUAA